Molecule: messenger RNA, 1679 nt
Organism: Talpa occidentalis (Iberian mole)
Lineage: Eukaryota; Metazoa; Chordata; Mammalia; Eulipotyphla; Talpidae
Gene: GKAP1
Product: G kinase anchoring protein 1
Exons: 13
Coding region: 328-1422 (364 amino acids)
Biological process (GO): signal transduction
Cellular component (GO): Golgi apparatus
Source: RefSeq, a predicted model, not a curated record
GGCCGCCGCGCGACCCCCGCGGCGCGCGCCCGCCCCCGCCCCCCGCCCCUUGACCCGGCCCGGCCCAACGCCCAGUGCGGCCGCCCGGGAGCGGCUGCGGCGGCGCGGGGGAGGCGGGCGAGGAGGGCCGGCCGCGGCCGCCCAGGCCCGGUCUGGAAGCCGCUUCGCCGCCCGAGUUGGGUCUUGUCCGGCCCGGUUUCUUGCUCGGUGUACUUUGUGCGGAUAAGUUUUGGAGAUUCGGUUCCCAGCCUCUGGGUGAAAUUCUGCUUUCAUUCAUGAACAAGGGAUUAUUCUUGAAAGAAGUCUUGUAAAAGAGAAUUCUUAACAAUGGCUUCAGCAGUGCUUAGUUCUGUUCCCACUACUGCUUCUCGUUUUGCCCUGUUGCAAGUGGAUAGUGGCAGUGGUUCUGAUUCUGAGCCUGGAAAAGGCAAAGGUCAGAAUACUGGAAAGUCUCAAACAAGCAAAUCAACUACAAAUGAGAAAAAGAGAGAGAAAAGGAGAAAAAAGAAAGAACAACAACAGAGUGAAGCAAAUGAGCUUAGGAAUCUUGCUUUUAAGAAAAUACCCCAGAAGUCCUCCCAUGCAAUUUGCAACACGCAACACGAACUUUCAUUGUCAAAUCCAGUACAGAAGGAUUCACGAGAAGAAAAUUGGCAAGAGUGGAGGCAAAGAGAUGAGCAGCUUACAUCCGAAAUGUUCGAAGCAGAUCUUGAGAAGGCAUUGUUGCUAAGUAAAUUAGAAUAUGAAGAACACAAGAAGGAGUAUGAACAUAUUGAAAAUGCUUCAACUCAGUCAAAGGUUAUGAAUAAAAAAGAUAAAAGAAAGAACCAUCAGGGAAAAGACAGACCUCUUACGGUAUCUCUAAAAGAUUUUCAAUCGGAAGAUCACAUUAGUAAAAAGACUGAGGACUUGAGUUCUUCCCAGACUUUAUCAUCUGAUGGAGGAUUCUUCAAUAGACUGGAAGAUGAUGUUCAUAAAAUACUUAUUAGAGAAAAAAGAAGAGAACAGCUUUCAGAAUAUAAUGGAACAGAUAAUUGUGCACCUCACGAACACAACCAGGAAGUAGUUCUGAAAGAUGGAAGAAUUGAAAGAUUAAAGUUAGAACUUGAAAGGAAAGAUGCUGAAAUCCAGAAGCUGAAAAAUGUGAUCACUCAAUGGGAGGCAAAAUAUAAAGAAGUAAAAGCAAGAAAUGCACAGUUACUGAAAAUGCUUCAAGAAGGUGAAAUGAAAGAUAAAGCAGAAAUACUUCUACAAGUUGAUGAAUCACAGAGUAUCAAAAAUGAGCUAACUAUACAGGUGUCCUCACUUCAUGCUGCAUUAGAACAAGAAAGAUCUAAAGUGAAAGUAUUACAAGCAGAGUUAGCCAAAUACCAGGGUGGCAGAAAAGGGAAAAGAAACUCUGAAUCUGACCAGUGUAGGUGAUUACAUUCGCCUGAAAAUUCUAAAUUUUCAGGGUUUUACAAAAAUGUAUAUAUAAAAUGCUGUGCAACUGCUAAACUAUGCAGUUUUUGUUGAAGAAAUUUAAAACAUUUGGCUCACUAACAGUCUAUAAUUUUAUGUUAUUUUGGCUUGAAGUGAAAAGAGAAAUAGAAUUCCAGCAGAACUAAAUGAUUAUUGUUUGCCGUCCAUACUUCUUAUCACUUUAGUUUUUCAUCAGUCAAUAAAAUUAAUUUACUCUU